UCGCAAAAGCAACGUCAAUUUCCGCUGAGGCUGCACGCAGCGGUGUGGAGUUGCCAGCAGAGUUGUAUUUAUUAUAUUUUCAGCGAUUGAAAUGGAUGUGGUUGUGUAUAUAGUGGCUGUGGUUAUUCUGCUCGUUCUGAUCGUGUUUGCUGUGAAGGUUCGUGGAAGGACUGAAGAAGCAGCUGAUGGUGAAGAUGGUCAGAAUGUGCUUCGAGCCGCGGCCCGUCCUCAGCCGGCACCGGAGCGUCCAGCAGGAAUGCCUCGGCGCCGCAGAAACCUGCACAGCAGAGUGAACGUCCAGCGCGCACAGCAGCCGGCAGACAACGAGGAUAGUCCUGUGGAAGCGGAUGAGGAUCAGGAAGAUGGACCGCCAUCUGAGGAACGUCCUCAAACCGCUGCUAAAGUCGGAGCGAAGAAACAGAAGAAGCUGGAAGAGAAACAAGCACGGAAAGCUCAAAGAGAGGCUGAGCUGGAGGAGCGAGAGGAGAGGAGGAAGAUGCAGGAGCUCAGAGAUCAAGAGAGACAGAAAGAAGAAGAGAAGGAGAAACUGCAAGAGCAAAAACGGGAGGAGGAGCUGCAGCGGUCCCGGGAGGAGCAGGAGCGGAAGGAGGAGGAGGAGUACCUGCGGCUGAAGGAGUCCUUCGUGAUCGAGGAUCAGGGAGAAGCAGAGGAGCUCAGCGAACAGGAGUCUCGCAGCCUGCUGCAGGAGUUCAUCCAGUAUGUCCAGACAUCUAAAGUGGUUUUGUUGGAGGAUUUGGCGUCCCGCUUUAGCAUGCGCACACAGGAUGCUAUUGCCAGACUGCAGGACCUGAUAGCAGACGGCUCCCUGACAGGAGUGGUGGACGACCGAGGGAAGUUUAUUUUCAUCACGCCGGAGGAGCUGGACGCUGUGGCUCGCUUCAUCAAACAGAGAGGAAGAGUCUCCAUCUCUGAACUCGUUCAAGCCAGCAACACCCUCAUAAACCUCACGCCUGAGCUCCAGACCAAUGCAUGAAUAAAGUGGCAUGCAUGAGAUCUAAUGCCUAAUGUCCCUUAUGUCACCCUGUAAGCAUCAUCCAGUAGGGAUGGAUGUAUUUUUCUAAGUCUGCAAUAUUUCAGUACAUAG
Messenger RNA from Carassius carassius (crucian carp), 1105 nucleotides. It is a transcript of the gene ddrgk1, whose product is annotated as DDRGK domain containing 1. NCBI's taxonomy places the organism in Eukaryota, Metazoa, Chordata, Actinopteri, Cypriniformes, Cyprinidae. The record is from RefSeq and is a predicted model, not a curated record. The coding region runs from base 92 to 994 and encodes 300 amino acids. The transcript is spliced from 10 exons.